GAAAAGUCAACAAUGACCUAACCUCAAACUUCUUGACAAAUUUUCGGACCUUCACCAAAAUGACGUGAUUAUUUUCGAAUCAAUCGAAGCAAAAUCAUUCAAAUGACCACUCUGACGAAAACUAAUGGAGGUCCGGCUUCAGAUACUGACAAUGUGAGUUUUAUGCAUCACGUCCAGUAUCAACACCUCAUAGCUGGUAUAAGCGGCGGCGUCUGUUCGACGCUGGUUUUACACCCCUUGGACUUAUUGAAAAUACGAUUUGAAGUGAACAAUGGGUUGAACUACGACCCUAAUUAUAGGGGUAUAAUAAAUGGUAUAACUACCAUAUUCAAACAGGAAGGAAUUGUUGGUUUGUACAGAGGUGCCGUUCCCAGCACGGUUGGAGCAGGAGCUUCCUGGGGUCUUUACUUUUAUUUUUAUUCCGCAUUGAAGACACUCCAGCAAAAGGGCGACGUUAAUAGUCCCUUGACCCCAAGCCAGCACUUGAUAGCAGCAACAGAAGCAGGUGCAAUGACUGCUGUUAUAACCAAUCCGAUAUGGGUGUGUAAAACACGGUUAUGUCUUCAAAGUAACAAAAUAUCGCAGGUUGAACAUUAUAACGGAAUGCUUGAUACUUUGGUGAAGUUAUACAAAGCUGAAGGAAUUCGAGGUUGGUACCGUGGCUUCAUUCCUGGAUUAUUAGGUGUGUCUCACGGGGCAGUACAAUUUACUAUUUAUGAAGAAAUGAAGAAUACUUAUAACAAACAUAAUGAUACACCUAUUACGACUAAACUUAGCACUAUUCAAUAUCUCACAUUCGCAGCAGUAUCAAAGCUCGCAGCAGUUUCUAUUACAUAUCCGUAUCAAGUAGUUCGAGCAAGAUUACAAAAUCAGUUUUACUCAUAUAAUGGCAUUAUGGACUGUUUGAGAAAAACUUGGAAAAAUGAGGGGUGGAAAGGAUUUUACAAAGGGUUGGGAACUAACUUAGUAAGGGUGGUCCCUGCGACAAUGUUAACUUUUGUUGUAUAUGAAAAUGUGUCUCAUUUUUUGAUUUCUUCCAGUGGUAAACGAUAAGUUUAGUCUAGCAAUUCCUAAUUGUGUUAUGGUGAAAAGUAAUCGAUAAGACUAACAAAUUUUGAUAGAAAAUUCAUGGAAAAUAUGGAACGGGAUUUUGUAUUGCCAUAAAUGCAAAGAAUGUUAUUACUGUUUUGUAUUCCAAUGAUCUGUGAUUGAUGUUGUUAUUUUUAAUAGUUUGUUAGCUGAUUUUAUGUUGAGUAAAUUGUUUUACCAAA
Molecule: messenger RNA, 1271 nt
Organism: Coccinella septempunctata (seven-spotted ladybird)
Lineage: Eukaryota; Metazoa; Arthropoda; Insecta; Coleoptera; Coccinellidae
Product: mitochondrial folate transporter/carrier
Exons: 1
Coding region: 103-1053 (316 amino acids)
Biological process (GO): transmembrane transport; nucleotide transport
Source: RefSeq, a predicted model, not a curated record